AUGAAGCCACACUUAGCAGCAUCUAAACUGGCUGUGAACACGGAUUCACAUGUGAUAUCGAAAUUCAAGCCAAAGAUACGGAUAAUCCAUGUAUUUGCACCAGAAAUCAUCAAGACAGAUGUGGCAAAUUUCAGAGAGCUAGUUCAGAGACUCACCGGAAAACAUGUUGACACCAAGAGCCACAAAAAGAAAACAAGCAGUGCUUCGACUAUAGGACCGAGGACUUUCUGCGCUGAACCUGCAACCAAGAACACUGAAUCAGAAAUUGGUGUGCACAUUUUGCAGAAUGAAGAGAGAAUGAAGAAGGAAAGAGAAGAAAUAUGGGGAGAUGAGAAUUCAAAUCAUUUCAUAGGUGGGUUUGGAGAAAUGGAUGGUUUAAUUCAAGACCUGAUUGAAUUUCCUUUUCUUCCUCUAAAGUCUUCUCACUUGAACAUAUAUGGAGGGAUGCCACUUUGCCAGUGA
This is a messenger RNA of Camellia sinensis, 462 nucleotides long. Its product is annotated as VQ motif-containing protein 17. The record is from RefSeq and is a predicted model, not a curated record. Lineage: Eukaryota; Viridiplantae; Streptophyta; Magnoliopsida; Ericales; Theaceae. Gene Ontology annotation, cellular component: nucleus.